AUGGAAAAAAAGAAAUAUGUAUUAGAUGCAAAUAGUUUAAUUAAAUUUAAGGAUUUCCUACAUAUGAAAUAUGAAUGUUACAUAACAGAAGGAGUAAUAAAAGAAAUAAAAGAUGAACAUUCGAAAAAGAAAUUAAGUAACAUUCUUCCAUUAUUAAAAAUUGAGAGAGCUGAAGAAAAAGAUAUUAAUUUUAUAAAAUAUUUUUCAAAAUUAACUGGUGAUUAUGAUUCAUUAAGUGAAGUAGAUAUAGAAGUUAUAGCAUUAACUUAUAUGCUCCAUAGAAAAUAUGGCGAUAUAUCAAAAUUACGAUCAACUCCUUUAGAAACGAUAUAUAAAUAUGACGAUGUUACAUAUGAUUAUUCCAAUGUUAUCAAUAAAAAAAAAUUUAAUAAAAAAAAUCGUAAAAAUAAAAAUGUAAUAGAAGAAAUAAACUCAAUUAAUUGUUAUGAAAAUUUAGAAGAAGAAAGGAUAUUUGAUAAAAAAAAUAAUGUAGAAAAUGAAAAUGAAUUUAAAAGAGAAGAUUUUGUAAUGAAGAGUGAAGAAGAAAAUGAAAAAAGUAAUAUGAAUUGUAAAAACAAAGAAAUUGGUAAAAAUGAAAUAACUGCUGAAAAUGAAAAUGAUAAAAAUGAAUUAAUUAAUGAAAAUGAAAAUAAGAAAAAUGAAAUAAUUGAAGAAAAUAAAGAAUAUAGUGAAAAUGAAAAAUAUAAUGAAAAUGAAAAUAAGAAAAAUGAAAUAAUUGAAGAAAAUAAAGAAUAUAGUGAAAAUGAAAAAUAUAGUGAAAAUGAAAAAUAUAGUGAAAAUGAAAAAUAUAGUGAAAGUGAAAAAUAUAAUGAAAGUGAAAAAUAUAAUGAAAGUGAAAAAUAUAGUGAAAAUGAAAAAUAUUAUGAAAAUGAAAUAAUUGAAGAAAAUAAAGAACAUAGUGAAAGUGAAAAAUAUAAUGAAAGUGAUGUAACUGAAGAAAAUGAUGGAAUUUAUACCAUCAAAAAAGGGAAUAAAAAAAUAUUAGGAUGUGAAACAAUAAAAGAAGAAGUAAUAGAAGUAAUAUCAAAUGAUGAUGAAGAUAAAGAUGGAAAGUGGAUAAAUAUAAAUAAUAUUGAUACACUUAAUUUAAAUAUAGAUACAGAAGAACAAUUUGAUGCAAAUAUUGCUUGUGUUACUACAGAUUAUGCAAUGCAAAAUGUUCUUUAUCAAAUUGGAUUAAAUGUAAUAACAAUAGAUGGAUACAAAAUAAACUCAAUUAAAUUAUGGGGAUAUUUUUGUACUUCUUGUUAUUUUUUUAUGAGACGAAAUUCUAUAUUGUUUUGUUCUAAAUGUGGUAAUAAUAAUCUAAGAAAAGUAAAUGUUAUUGUAGAUAAUAAUUUAAAAAAGUUAGUUGUGAAAAUUCCACAGUUUAGAAUAAACAAUAAAAACACUAUUUUUAGUAUUCCUAGAAAGAAAAAAAAAAGUAAAUUUGAAGAAAAAUUGCAAAUUUUUAGAGAAGAUGAAUUAUUAAUUGGUGGUAGGAAACAGUAUAUAGCUCAUCAAAAAAAAUUAUAUGAAAGUCAAAAAAACAUAAAAAAUCCUUUUAACGAUAAUAAUAUUUAUGAUUAUAAUGAUUGGGCAUAUAGAACAACAUUGAAAAGUGGAAAAGUUGCAGUUUUAAAAAACCCAAAAAUUAUUAUUGGAGGAAAAAGAAAUUCCCACAAAAAAAAAAGAUAA
Messenger RNA from Plasmodium gallinaceum, 1698 nucleotides. Its product is annotated as RNA-binding protein NOB1, putative. The coding region runs from base 1 to 1698 and encodes 565 amino acids. The transcript has a single exon. NCBI's taxonomy places the organism in Eukaryota, Apicomplexa, Aconoidasida, Haemosporida, Plasmodiidae. The record is from RefSeq and is a predicted model, not a curated record. Gene Ontology annotation, molecular function: RNA endonuclease activity. Gene Ontology annotation, cellular component: preribosome, small subunit precursor. Gene Ontology annotation, biological process: maturation of SSU-rRNA; ribosomal small subunit biogenesis.